This is a messenger RNA of Penicillium argentinense, 1374 nucleotides long. RefSeq lists its product as uncharacterized. The transcript is spliced from 3 exons. Bases 1 to 1374 code for a protein of 457 amino acids. Lineage: Eukaryota; Fungi; Ascomycota; Eurotiomycetes; Eurotiales; Aspergillaceae. The record is from RefSeq and is a predicted model, not a curated record. Gene Ontology annotation, molecular function: RNA binding.
AUGUUCAUUGGCGGGUUGAACUGGGAAACGACGGAUCAAUCUCUUCGUGAUUACUUCUCGCAGUUUGGCGAGGUCCAGGAAUGCACUGUCAUGCGUGACAGUGCUACUGGUCGCUCUCGUGGCUUUGGUUUCUUGACUUUCCGGGACCCCAAGACUGUCAACACGGUUAUGGUGAAGGAGCACUAUUUGGAUGGCAAAAUUAUUGAUCCCAAACGUGCUAUUCCCCGAGACGAGCAGGAGAAGACUAGCAAGAUCUUCGUCGGCGGUGUCAGUCAAGAGGCCACUGAGCAAGACUUCAAGCAAUUCUUCAUGCAAUUCGGCCGGGUUGUCGAUGCCACCCUGAUGAUUGACAAGGACACUGGUCGCCCCCGUGGAUUCGGUUUCGUGACAUUUGACAGUGAGGCGGCCGUCGAGAAUGCCCUCUCUCGUCCUCUUGAAAUUCUGGGCAAGCCUAUCGAGGUGAAGAAAGCUCAGCCUCGUGGUAACCUCCGGGACGAGGAUCGUGGCGGCCGACGUGGCCGCGAUGGCGGCUUCCAGAACAUGAACCAGGGAGAUGCGUCUCAGCAACAGGGUGGACAGCAGGGGAUGGCCGGGGGUAUGACACCCCAAAUGAUGGCUCAGUACUGGCAACGGAUGCAGCAAUACUUUGCCAUGAUGCAGCAACAAAUGAACAUGGCUGGCCAGGGCAUGGGCGGCGGUAUGGGCAUGGGUGGUAUGAACCCUGCCAUGAUGCAACAGAUGCAGCAAAUGCAACAGAUGCAACGACAACAGAUGGGUGGAAACCAGCCGCAGGCUGGUAGCAUGAGUCCGAGCCCGCAAAGCCCUGGAUCGCAGCAGCAGAACCUGCCCAACAUGAUGAACCCGGCUAUGAUGCAGGGACAGGGCAGUGGAAACGGCGGUGCCAGUCCCAACCCCCAGUCUCAGGGUAUGAAUGCCAACUACAACCGCCAGGCGGGUGCCGGAGCUGCUGGCGGACCCGGAUACAAUGCCCAGGAGCAGAUUGCCUUCGAGCAGCAGAAAUACGAACAGCAACAGGCUCGCCGGGUCAUGGAAAACCGCUCUUUCUCUCCGUAUCAGCAGGGUGGUGGCCCGACCUCCUGGGAGGGCAUGUAUGAUGAAGUUCCUCAGCCCAACAUUCCUACUGGACCCCAGGGGAUGAGCCGUGGUGGCAGCAUGGGUCGUGGUAAGUCCCGCUCCCGAAGUCAAAAUAAUUCCGCGCAACUCACCAACUCGUCUUCAGGUGCUACUCCGCAGCCUCAAAGCUCGGCUCCAGCCAAUGCUCCGACUGGACCUCGCAAUGCUGGCAAGCCUGGUGCGAACUACCGAGGUGGCGGCCGUGGCGGUCACCGUGGCUUCCACCCCUAUUCCCGCUGA